Messenger RNA from Fimicolochytrium jonesii, 2829 nucleotides. RefSeq names its product glutamate-cysteine ligase-domain-containing protein. The transcript has 6 exons. Gene Ontology annotation, molecular function: glutamate-cysteine ligase activity. Bases 262 to 2412 code for a protein of 716 amino acids. NCBI's taxonomy places the organism in Eukaryota, Fungi, Chytridiomycota, Chytridiomycetes, Spizellomycetales, Powellomycetaceae. Gene Ontology annotation, biological process: glutathione biosynthetic process. Gene Ontology annotation, cellular component: glutamate-cysteine ligase complex. The record is from RefSeq and is a predicted model, not a curated record.
CACGCACGCGCGACUCUUCUGAUUGACGAGUGAGGGCAGGAAAAAACCAGGUCCUAAUAAGAACGCAAAGAAGGCAGGGUCUUGCCCCCAAAGCGAUAUCUUAUCUAUUAAAAGCGACUCCGACUCCGGCAGAGCAUUGGUAUAUAUCCGGUUCAGCUACCCUCCGCAACCCCACCUCCUCUACCCCACAUUGAAAGCUAGUCGGCAAUAGAGUCGAGCCUGGGAUUUUUUGCGCAUUAAACCAGCUUCAGCUUCGCCACAAUGGGUUUACUAUCACUGGGAACCCCUCUUCCGUGGGAAGAAGCCCGCAAGCACGCCGACCAUGUGCGGAAACACGGCAUUAUCCAGUUCCUGAACAUCUGGAACCGAAUAAAGACGCGAAGAAAGGACCACCUACUAUGGGGUGACGAGAUCGAAUACGUCGUUGUGCACUACGACGAAGAGAACAAGCAACCGCGAGUGUCGUUGAGAGCCCACGAUGUUUUGGAGAAACUGCAAGCGCUGGAGAUGGAUGCCAUAGCGAAAGGUGAAGUCUUCGAGAGUUCGUGGAAGCCAGAAUACGGACGAUACAUGUUGGAAGGCACACCUGGGCUUCCGUAUGGCUACACGCUGGAGGACACUCUGGCUGUCGAAGAGAGCAUGCGACGAAGGCGAGAGUUGGCUACAUCGCUGUUGCCACCCAAUGAAGCCGUCUUGACAAUGACAAACUUCCCAUUGCUUGGUUCUUGUGGGUUCACAGAGCCAUCUGCGACGGCGACACCAGACUCUGGCCCAAGCAUGAGUCUGUUCAUUCCGAGCGAAGCUAUCAACCCACACGCUCGGUUUCCCACAUUGACUGCGAACAUCCGGGAGCGUCGUGGAUCAAAAGUCUCCAUCAACAUGCCCAUCUUCAAGGAUAAGAACACCCCGUCACCAUGGAAGGAGCCAGCUCCUUCUUGUUUGGCUAGAAGCUCCACCAAGUCUUUGUCUACAGCUGUUGCCGCCGGAUGCUCAAAUGGAGAAGUGAAGGCGACUGAGCAGGCUGCAAAGUCUCUUGAUCAAGAGCAUCUUCCCUCUUUGCCAGACUUGGUCCCCGACGCACUUCCUGAUCACAUUUACAUGGAUGCCAUGUGCUUCGGUAUGGGAUGUUGCUGUUUGCAAGUCACAUUCCAGGCUUGCUCAGUGGAGGAAGCUCGAUUGCUGUAUGAUCAGCUGGCUGUCGUGACACCCAUCAUGAUGGCGCUAUCGGCAGGAGCACCCAUCUUCCGUGGGUAUCUAGCCGAUGUGGAUUGCCGAUGGAACGUCAUUUCAGGAAGUGUUGAUGACCGGACGGUGGAGGAACGUGGACUGAAGCCUUUGGACCACUCUCGAUUCCGCAUCCAAAAGUCCCGAUACGACUCGAUAUCCAAUUAUUUAUCGCCUGGGCCUAACUACUCUGGCGGGUGCAGUCUUUCUCCAGACCUCGCCAAGAUCCCAGUAGAGCAAUUAUCCUCCAUCCCGUCGAAAGGCAUGGAGUUCUACAAGGAUCAGUACAACGACCUCAACUGCCCGUACGACCCAAAGAUAUACGAGCAACUGCGCGAAGGCGGAGUGGACGAUUUGCUUGCCAAGCAUUACGCACACUUAUUCAUUCGCGACCCGCUCGUCGUUUUCAAGGAACUCCUGGAUCAAAAUGACGAACUCAGCUCCGAUCACUUUGAGAACAUCCAAUCCACGAACUGGCAAACGAUGAGGUUCAAGCCGCCACCACCUUCAGCUCCACAUAUCGGGUGGCGUGUGGAAUUCAGGAGUAUGGAAAUCCAGCUAACGGAUACGGAGAAUGCAGCUUUCGCCGUUUUCGUUGUUCUGCUGGUCAGGGCUAUCCUGAGCUUCGAUCUGAAUCUCUACAUUCCUCUGAGCAAGGUCGAUGAGAAUAUGCAACGAGCACACUCCCGCGAUGCUGUCCAUCGCGAGAAAUUCUGGUUCAGACGCCAAGUCGUCGGAGAUCCUCAGCGCAAGCUGUCGGAACUUGGAUGCAAGUGCAAAGGCUCGACCAACCAGACGGUCGCCCAAGCCAUCCACGGUGAAGGAUACGUUAAUGGAGUUGCGAACAGGGAUGACCCAGAUGCUUUCGAUGAGAUGACCCUUGAUGAGAUUAUGAACGGCAAGCCAUCGACCAACUUCCUCGGUCUCGUGAACCUCGUCCGCCGGUACCUCAAAACCCACAGCGAGGCAAUCAAGGAGGAGACGCGCGCCAAACUCGACACAUACGUCGACAUCGUGUCGCGCAAAGCAUCAGGAGACCUUCAAACGGGGGCCACGUGGUUGCGCAAUUUCGUGACGUCUCACCCGGAAUACAAGCAGGAUUCCGUGGUUAGCAAGAAGAUUGCGUACGAUCUUUGCAAGGCGGUCGAAGGACUUGCUGGUAAGAAGGUCAAGGGUCUCAACUGUUGAGCCUUCGGCUGGAUUGGACCGCGUUGCGAAAGGAUGUGCUCCAAUAAGCGUCGACCGCAUGAUCUCGGACAGACCAUCGACUAGCAUCGCAUCUUCGCACAGCAAGGACUGGGACCUUUCCACCUCACUUUUCCCAACCAUGUAGUAAUGGUUCCGGUCUACGCUUUAGGAUAGGAUUCCGCACGCAGCAUACCAUUUACUUAGGGUCUCCCCUUCCACCUUCAUUUAUUACGCUUCUCAAGGCUACUUCAUUCGCGUCAUUGACACCAUGGGGGAGUUCGAGACAGCCAGUACCGCACGAUUCUCUCUACGUAGGUCUUCAUUUCGCCUUUACAUAAUAUGGAUAUGCUUCGCUAUGGGCCGACGUCCCUAUUUCGUUGCCCCCGAUGAGUUCAUGGGAUCUGUGCUAUUGCUCCG